UUCAGGGCUGGUACGCUUGCUUGCACAGAUAUUUUCUUGGCUCAUAGCAAACUCAGCGAAGGUAAAAGACAGUUGCAAUGGUGAUGGAAGAAAGUCUGUCGUGGCGGACGCUAAUGAAUCUGCAGAUAGGUUUGAUUGAGUCUAAAGAAACGAAUACCGAAUUGUCUAAACAGAUUGAACAGUUGCAAGCAGCCAAAGAGGAGUUUAACCAAAAGCUGGAAAGAUUGCGUUUGUCUUCAAACAAGGAGAUGAUAGAUUCUUACUUCGAAGACCGAGAAAUGGUUUCCCUAUCACAAGAGCGAGAGGAUGCUUUGACGAAGGAAAAAUCAUUGAAAAAUGAUUUGAAAUCUGCAAGAAACCUGAUCGGCAAAAUCAGGUUGGACAUCGAUCACAGGAACAAGUCUAUCACCAAACUGGAGGAGCAAUGCGCUGAAACGAAGGCGUCCAUCUCCAUUGCUUCCGCCGAGCGCUGCAAAGCUCUGAAAGAUAUCGAAUCAAUGCGUUCUAAUGCAGAAGAGCAGCGUUCCAUUAUUGUCCGGCUUUCGAGUAACAUAACCGAAGAAAAAAAUCUAGGAGAAACAUUAAAAAAGCGCAACUCGGAAUUGAAGGUGAUCCAAACAAAAUUAGAACGUCGCCAACAUCGACAAGAGCAACGGAUCGUCAAGUAAGAUCAACGCACAAGUUUUACCUAUUUAAAAUGAAAAAUAAAACCAUUAAAAAUUAGAUUGCACGAUGCCAUUCAAGAUACGCGUAUGAAGUCGACAGAAGCACACAAGAUGCUCAAGAAAAAGUUAGGGGAUUUGCGUGCCCAUACUAUAGAAAUCAACCGGGCCGGUGUCCGUCUGACUCGUUUGAAGAAGACUACCGUACAGCUUCAAACUCUGAAAGGACCAAAGGGCAUUUUAUUCAAACAAUAAAUGGCUUAAUUUUUUGAGCGUAUACUUAAAGACGAUUGGAAACCAAGUUCGUCAUACAAAACGAAUUGAAAAAGAAAUA
Messenger RNA from Daphnia magna, 996 nucleotides. RefSeq lists its product as uncharacterized. Lineage: Eukaryota; Metazoa; Arthropoda; Branchiopoda; Diplostraca; Daphniidae. The transcript has 2 exons. Bases 78 to 668 code for a protein of 196 amino acids. The record is from RefSeq and is a predicted model, not a curated record.